AUGUUAACAGCCCCACCCAUAGCAGAGGACGAUUAUUUAUGUGAGACGACAGUGGAGCAGCAAAAGGUCCUGGAUACCAUCAAAGAGAUCUACGAAAAGUUGCUCAAUGAAAGCAACCGAGAUGAGGUAUUUGACAACGAGAUCAAUGUCGACCUUCACUUGAAGUACGUGGAGCUGUACUUGGACGAACCGUUGCCUGAUCCUUAUUACGUGCUAGAUGCUUCUCAACUGUGGGUGACCUACUGGCUCACAAAUGCACAUGUUACCCUUAGCGGAGAGGAUCUUCUGGACGAUUUGAAAAAGUUGGUUUCGGAGAAGGUCAAUUCGUUGGUGAUCGACGAAGGCAGAGGUGGCAUUGCUGGUGGACCCAACAUGCAUAUGGGUCAUAUGGCGUCAACCUAUGUGCUUUUGCUUCUGCUCGUGCUAGCAGAAGAUUUUGCAAGCGUGGAUAGAAUCAAGGACAAUUUGCAUGGUUGGCUUCUUUCAUUGAAGAACGACGAUGGCUCGUUUGCAAUGCACAAAGGCGGCGAAAGCGAUACCCGUUCUACCUACUGUGCUCUUGUUAUAAGUUCACUUUCCAAUAUGGACACCACUGAGCUUUGGGCUGGAACCCGUCAAUGGCUCUCGUCGUGUCAAACAUAUGAGGGUGGCUUCUCUGGGGUUCCCGAUACCGAGGCACAUGGUGGAUACACAUAUUGCGCCGUUGCUGCAUUCUAUUUGAUGGGCCGCCAAGAAGGUGACUUCAAUGAAGCCCUGUUACUACGUUGGCUUGCUGACAGACAAUUGAGCUUGGAAGGUGGCUUUUCCGGGAGAAGCAACAAACUUGUGGAUGUUUGUUACAGUUACUGGGUCGGCGGUGCAUUUGCUUUGCUUGAGUCUUCCAUUGGGACAGAUGUGUUCAAUAAGGAGGCCCUCAUCAGUUACAUUUCCAAUUGCUGCCAGGAUCUCAAGCGUGGUGGGUUGAAAGACAAACCUGGCAAAUCACCAGACUUUUAUCAUACCAACUAUGCUCUUUGUGGCUUAAGCAUGGCAGAGUACCGCUUCAAGAAUGAUAAAGGAGAUGCCUACUCUUUUCUGGCUGAAGAGAGAAUCGCAGGCUCGAGCUACACCAUUCCAGUGAACCCAGCUUUUGGGUGGUUGAUCUUCUUGUUCAUUGCACCCAUCACAGUUGCAGCAGUGGUCGCCCUUUCACUUCUUUCCAAGUUCUUUUCCUUCUUAUAUUUGGAUGACAGCGAAGCUCAGCGACGCAGAUCCGCAUCGGAGACAGCGACAACUAGCUGUAACGCCCUAGUGAAUGACCCUAUCAGCAAGGUUGAAAGGUUUGUCAGGGCUCUAGAGGAGAAUUUGCUGCCGGAACAGCUAUACUCUUCAAAUAAUCCUGACCGCAAUGUGGCUGCUUUGCCUCCUUUUUUCCAAGGCAGCUACACUCAAGCACUUUACAUGGCAAUCAAUCGAGGCAAGUUCUUGUAUGUCUACUUGACGAACCCAAGUAAUGAGAGCUCGAGCUCGAUCUUCGAUCAUAUUGUCACCAACCCAAAGUUCAUCUCCAUCUUCACCUCAGAAAAUAGAAACAAUCAAAACAUAAUAUGGGGCGGGGAUCUCACAAACCUGGAAGCAUAUCAGUUGGCUAACAGUUUGAAUGUCACUAAAUUUCCAUUUUUGGGCGUUCUUUGCCUCACAAGGACGUCUACAAUGACACCACAGGGUCCGUCAAAGACUCCACCCAAGAUAUCAUUGAUCCUGAAGAUCCAAGGAGGCAUAGGUGAAGGUGAUCCAGACAAGCUAAUUCAAAGCAAAUUCAUCAAGCGUGCUCUCAAAUACGAACCUGAACUAGCGCUCAUUAGAGCUGAACUAAAAGAUAAAUACAUGUCUGAAAUGGUACGGAAGCAACAGAAUGCAGACUACCAACAGUCACUCCUCAAGGAUAGACAAAAGAAGGCUCAAAAGGCUCAAAAAAGACUCGCGGCUGACUAUCUUCGUUGGAAGCAAUCUCACAUUCUUGAGCUUAGACUGCAACAGGAUGAUCGUGAAGGGAAAGCCAGAAUCGCAAUUAAGAUGGCCGGGGGAAACCGUGAGACAUUCUAUUUCCCGGAAAACUCACCGAUAGAGGAUAUCUUUUUAUUCGUCGAGCUACAUCAGAAAAGCCUUUUGGAGGAAGAGUCGAACUUCACCCUUUCACAAGUCGAAGCGGAGGAGAAGUUCCGGGAUUUCUCUUAUCCCUACCAAUUUCGCCUUGUUUCUCCGGUUCCGCCUUUGCCUCUGCUUAGUGACUACGACAAGAGCACGCCAGUCAAGGACGUUGGAUUUAUCUACCCCAGCGGCCUUCUCAUGGUUGAGAGGCUCUGA
Messenger RNA from Candidozyma duobushaemuli, 2346 nucleotides. RefSeq lists its product as uncharacterized. Gene Ontology annotation, biological process: protein farnesylation. The transcript has 2 exons. Bases 1 to 2346 code for a protein of 781 amino acids. NCBI's taxonomy places the organism in Eukaryota, Fungi, Ascomycota, Pichiomycetes, Serinales, Metschnikowiaceae. The record is from RefSeq and is a predicted model, not a curated record. Gene Ontology annotation, cellular component: protein farnesyltransferase complex. Gene Ontology annotation, molecular function: protein binding; protein farnesyltransferase activity.